AUGUCGAAAGUUGUCUUUGGCGAUCUUUUUAUAAAUUUUCAUCAUCAAGAUGACCAUCCCGAAAUUUAUGGCGGAUCAUCAUCGGACCGAUUGCUUUCUCAACACUUUGCAUCAGUUUACGAGGAAAGAAUUGCGAAAAACAAAAAGGUUUAUGAUCAUUUAACAGCAUUCUUUAAGAGAAAAAAUCAAUCUGCUGUGGAGUACAUUGAAGAAAAUCCGUUACCAGACAAUGAUUGUAAAUUAGCACUUCUUAAAAUUGUUCGUGCUGAUGGUCGUGUUUUGGAACAUGCAUCGGAUGAUUUGAAGAAUGAUGAACUGGUUGUACUGGCAGCUAUCAAAGAGAACGUUUCUGCAAUUGAAUUUGCAAGUCAAAGGUUGAAGACUGACAAGAAUUUUGUGUUGAAGGCACUAAAAUGUAAACCAAAAAUGUUUGUGGAUUCAACUCUGUUCGAACAUUUACCACAUUUUCACGAUGAUGACGAAAUUGCGAGGUUGGCUGUUGAACAACAACCAAAAUGUUUACAAUAUGUUUCAGCCAAUUUGAAAAAUAAUAGAGAUGUUAUUUUGAAAGCAAUCAAGAAAGACGGUUCAGUUCUAGAAUAUGUUCCAGACAAUUUAAAAGAUCGAGAAAUAGUUCUAUUAUCCACCAAAAGUUCUAGAUAUACGUGUACUCUUAGAUUUGCACCAAAAGAAUUUACUGCUGAUAAGGAAAUAGUAUUGAGUGCUGCUAACUCUCCAGGUUUUUAUUUCUUAUACGCAGCCGAAAGCUUGCGAUCAGAUAGAGAUUUUGUUUUGGAAAUUGUAAAGAAGAAAGGAGAUAGUUUGAGAGAUGUUUCACCACAAUUUAAAAAGGAUAGAGAAAUAGUUUAUGAUGCUGUUAAAUCUGGAAGGGCUUUACAAUAUGCAGAUCCUAUUUUCUGGAAGGAUAGGGAAAUAGCGACUCUUGCUGUUUCGAAAGAUGCUCACUCGCUCUCCUCACUGACAGAUCUGAAAGAAGAUAGAGAAUUCAUUUUGAACUGUAUUUCUGGAGCAAAUAAUUUUUUCACUUUUCUUGAUUACGUUAAUUCAUCUCUAGCCAAUGAUAAUGAUUUUAUUGACGAGUUAUUGGAUAUUCAAUGUAAAUACAGCAAUGCCAUGUGGUAUUCCAAAGAGGAUUUCAAAGCACUUAAUGCAUCACGACAAAAAAGAAUCGUCAACAUUGAUCCAGCGUGUUUCGAAAAUAUAUCUCACGACGAGUUAAAAACUGAUAGACAAUUAAUUUUAGACUGUAUACUAUCCGAGCGUAAAGUUUUAGAGAAUUUAAAUGAAGAGUUUAGAAAUGAUAGAGAAUUGAUCAGAUUAGCUGUAAAGCAACAUUAUGGGGCUCUAGAAUAUGCUUCUGAUGAGCUGAAGAACGACAGAGAACUGGUAUUAGAGGCAAUUUUAUUUGACUCAACAAAUUUUACCUUUGCGUCUAAGGAAUUGAGAAUGGAUACAGAAAUAUUAGAGUGUACAAUAAUUAAAGACAGUACCUUCUUAGAAUAUGCUCCUGAAUCUGUGAGAAGAGACAGAGAAUUUGUUUUAAGAGCAAUUAGAAAUUCAUUUAAUACUAUUUCUCAAUACUUUGGAUAUAAUUUGAAAGAAGAUAGAGAUUUAAUAUUGGAACAUGCUAAAAGAACAGGAAGCAUCGAAACUUUGCCACAGGAAUUCAAACAAGAUAGAGAAAUAGUUUUAACAGCUAUUCAACUUUAUGGAAGUGAAUUUAAAUAUGCAAGUCGCUCUCUCCUAAAUGAUAGAGAAUUAUUAAUAAUUGCACUAAGAAAUGGGUUCAGAUUGAGUGAUUACAAUGAAAUAGAAUUAGAUAGAGAGAUUGUUUAUGAAUCAUGUAGAUACGAUCGAAAUAAUCUAAAGAAUGUUCCAGAACAAUAUAGAGAUGAUGAGGAAAUAGUUGAAGCAGCAAUAUCUUAUACAGAGACAGGGUACGGACAUUAUUUUUUUGAAUGUGUUUCAGAUCGAUUAAAGAGUAAUGUAGAUUUUAUGAGAAAGAUGGCAAAGAUUUAUGGUUAUGUAAUUCAUUACGUUCCAGAAUCACUUGCAAAUGAUAGAGAGCUUAUUUUAAAUGCUGUCAGUCAAGAUGCAAGUACCUUACAGUAUGCAUCUGAAGAAUUGAAGAACGAUAAGGAAGUCAUCCUUACAGCUUUAAAAAUAUCAGCAGAGUGUUAUCAACAUAUCUCUGAAGAAAUGAAAAAUGAUGAAGAAGUAUUAGAAGCAUUGAGAAAAUGGUUGCCUGCAGAAUUUUUAAAGAAACCAGUGAAUCUUAAUAAGGAAGCAGCAAUGAUUGCAUUAAGACUUAGAUCACUAAAUGAUUUAGACUAUUCUUUUAAAAAUGAUAGACAGUUUGCCCUUAUGGCUGUAAAUGUAAAUAUGAAUAAUCUUUUGUAUGUUUCCAAUAGACUGAAAAUGGAUAGGAACUUUAUUUUGGAGAUUGAACCAAAAACUUACGAUAUACUUAACGUACCAAUUAGGUUAAGAGAAGACAGAGAAAUAGCUUUGAGAUCACUAGAGCUAAGUGGUGAUUCAAUUAUGCACUUGUCUGCAGAGUUAAAGAAUGAAUUUAAAAAUAAUAGAGAAAUUAUGCUAAAAGCCAUCAAAAGCGAUGCUGUUGCAUUCCUUUAUGCCAGUGAAGAACUGCAAAACGAUGAAGAAUUUGUUUUGGAGUGUGCUUCUGUCAAUGGAAAGGUUUUGCAAUAUGUACCUCUUAAGUUUAUACAUAACAGAAAUGUUGUUCUAAAAUGUGCCCAAAACCAUCAAGACACACUUCAAUUUGCAGUACCUGAAUUCCUAAACGAUAAGGAAAUUGUAAUGCACGCGGUUAGUCAUGAAACAAGUUAUUCUGCCCUCUGUUAUGCAUUGUUUGAAAUGAGAAAUGAUAGAGAUAUUGUUCUGAGAGCUAUACAGCACGAUGUUACAGCUCUUGAGGUAGCCUCUUACGAAAUUAUUAGUGAUGAAGAUUUUAUUGCUCAAGCAAUGGAUAUCAAUAUUGAAUCACUUCGUUUUGCACAUUAUUCAUUGAGAUACAAUACUGAAUUCCUCAAACGAAUGAAUAAGAAUAAUAGAAUAGUUGAAAACGCUUCAAAGAAAUUGAAGAAGACAAUUGAUUUCGAUAGUUUAGUGAAACAAAACAAAUAA
Naegleria gruberi is the source of this 3168-nucleotide messenger RNA. RefSeq lists its product as uncharacterized. NCBI's taxonomy places the organism in Eukaryota, Heterolobosea, Eutetramitea, Acrasida, Naegleriidae. The transcript has a single exon. Bases 1 to 3168 code for a protein of 1055 amino acids. The record is from RefSeq and is a predicted model, not a curated record.